Molecule: messenger RNA, 2214 nt
Organism: Cynocephalus volans (Philippine flying lemur)
Lineage: Eukaryota; Metazoa; Chordata; Mammalia; Dermoptera; Cynocephalidae
Gene: TBX1
Product: T-box transcription factor 1
Exons: 9
Coding region: 220-1728 (502 amino acids)
Biological process (GO): regulation of transcription by RNA polymerase II; cell fate specification; positive regulation of DNA-templated transcription
Cellular component (GO): nucleus
Molecular function (GO): DNA-binding transcription factor activity, RNA polymerase II-specific; RNA polymerase II cis-regulatory region sequence-specific DNA binding
Source: RefSeq, a predicted model, not a curated record
CUAAGGGGGCUGUGGAACAUUUGCUGGUCUGGGUCCUGUCCUACUGCAUCGAGGAACGGAGGACACCGCAGCCCUGGGGCUAUCUGCCUGGGGCCAGCGUGGGAGCCCAAGCUUCCCUCUCCUCAUCCAGCCGAGGCUGCGAAGGGUACCGCCCACGGGGGCCCCUGGUCCUCCGAUCACCGGGUAAAGCUUCACUGGCUGCCAGGAUCCCCGGCCGGGAUGCACUUCAGCACCGUCACCAGGGACAUGGAAGCCUUCACGGCCAGCAGUCUGAGCAGCCUGGGGGCCGCGGGGGGCUUCCCGGGCGCCGCGUCGCCGGGCGCCGACCCGUACGGCCCGCGCGAGCCGCCGCCGCCGCGCUACGAACCGUGCGCCGCCGCCGCCGCCGCCGCCGCCGCCCCCGGCGCCCCGGGCCCGCCACCGCCGCCGCACGCCUACCCGUUCGCGCCGGCCGCCGGGGCCGCCACCAGCGCCGCCGCCGAGCCCGAGGGUCCCGGGGCAAGCUGCGCGGCCUCCGCCAAGGCGCCGGUGAAGAAGAACGCAAAGGUGGCCAGCGUGAGCGUGCAGCUGGAGAUGAAGGCGCUGUGGGACGAGUUCAAUCAGCUGGGCACCGAGAUGAUCGUCACCAAGGCCGGCAGGCGAAUGUUCCCCACGUUCCAAGUGAAACUCUUCGGCAUGGACCCUAUGGCCGACUACAUGCUGCUCAUGGACUUCGUGCCGGUGGAUGACAAGCGCUACCGGUACGCCUUCCACAGCUCCUCCUGGCUGGUGGCCGGGAAGGCAGACCCUGCCACGCCGGGCCGUGUGCACUACCACCCUGACUCGCCUGCCAAGGGUGCACAGUGGAUGAAACAAAUCGUGUCGUUCGACAAGCUCAAGCUGACCAACAACCUGCUAGAUGACAACGGCCACAUUAUUCUCAACUCCAUGCACAGAUACCAGCCCCGCUUCCACGUCGUUUAUGUAGACCCUCGCAAAGAUAGCGAGAAAUACGCUGAGGAGAACUUCAAAACCUUUGUGUUUGAGGAGACACGUUUCACCGCGGUCACUGCUUACCAGAACCACCGGAUCACGCAGCUCAAGAUUGCCAGCAACCCGUUCGCCAAAGGCUUCCGGGAUUGCGAUCCUGAGGACUGGCCCCGGAACCACCGGCCCGGCGCGCUGCCGCUCAUGAGCGCCUUCGCGCGCUCGCGGAACCCCGUGGCCUCCCCCACGCAGCCCAACGGCGCGGAGAAAGACGCGGCGGAGGCCCGGCGAGAAUUCGAGCGCGACGCGGGCGUGCCGGCCGUGCUCGGGGACCCGGCGCAUCCGCCGCAGCUGCUGGCGCGGGUGCUGAGCCCCGCGCUGCCCGGGGCCGGCGGCGCCGGCGGCCUCGUCCCGCUGCCCGGCGCGCCUGGAGGCCGGCCCAGCCCCCCGCACCCGGAGCUGCGCCUGGAGACGCCCGGCGCGUCGGAGCCGCUGCACCACCACCCCUACAAGUACCCGGCCGCCGCCUACGACCACUACCUCGGGGCCAAGAGCCGGCCUGCGCCCUACCCGCUGCCCGGCUUGCGCGGCCACGGCUACCACCCGCAUCCGCACGCGCACCCGCACCACCACCACCCCGCCGUGAGCCCGGCCGCCGCCGCCGCCGCCGCUGCCGCCGCCGCCGCCGCCGCCGCAGCCGCCAACAUGUACUCAUCGGCCGGGGCCGCGCCGCCCGGUUCCUACGACUACUGCCCCAGAUAAUACGGGCGUCCGCCGGCGCGCUCCGCCCCGGCCCCCGCAGGAGCCCCGCACAGCCCGAGGACCGGCGGGGCCCAGGCCACCCAGCCCCAAGGGCCAUCAAAGAACACUUUCCCCAGCCCCGGGGGCCAUCGCGGGCCUCCCCUUCCCCAGCCGCGAAGCCAUGGGGACCUCCACCCUGCAGCCCCGAGGGCUGCCGCAGUGUCUGGUCUCCCAGUCCCCGGAGCCACCGCGGGUUUUCCCCCAGCCCCAAGGGCCAUGGGGUCCCCGCCCGCCAGUGCCAAAGCGCCCGGUCAGAGGCGGAAGGAAGUGGUAUUUAUUGUUCUCCCCGAGACCGCGUCGCCCCCGGUCAGGCCGGCAGUUGCAGUGUAGACUACCGGAGAGCCCCGCCUGCAGGCUGUGUAGAUACGUAUAUACGUGUAGAUAUGUGUAGAUACUGUAGAUACCGCGCCGGCGCUGACUUGAUAAACGGUUUUGCGUCUUUUGGAA